Molecule: messenger RNA, 4718 nt
Organism: Conger conger (European conger)
Lineage: Eukaryota; Metazoa; Chordata; Actinopteri; Anguilliformes; Congridae
Exons: 5
Coding region: 187-1275 (362 amino acids)
Biological process (GO): negative regulation of T cell proliferation; cell surface receptor signaling pathway; T cell costimulation
Cellular component (GO): external side of plasma membrane
Source: RefSeq, a predicted model, not a curated record
UGAUUAGCAGAACUAGCCAGUAGAGCCAAGGCGUUUAGCUACCGAAUUUUGCUGUUUGAUUUAUUGGACACUAAAUGGUACAUAGUUUCAUAGUCGGAAAGGAAAUUAAGGGGAUUUUACAUAAUAGUUUUCUGUUCUUUCAAAAUACCUUUGCAGACAUUUUAGUAGCGACUACCCUACCCGGAAAUGAGGGGUGCAGCUUUGCACAUGGUCGUUCUGCUGUUGCUGGCCCUGCAACAAACAUGUUCAGCCCACCCAGUGUUUUUAUAUGCACGCGUUGGCCAGUCCAUCACCCUCCCCUGCAGUGGAGAGCCCAAUAGGGUUGUGGAAUGGUAUUUUCAACAGCCUGUGCUCCCUGAUUGGCUGCUUGUGGCCAAACUCCACAAUGGAUCCAUUUCCCCAGGACCUGGCUUCCAGGAACGGGUGAAGUCCAUCUGUGAGGAGCAGCCAGGAAACUACAGCCUGGUCCUCAGUCCUGUGAGGUAUGAUGACCUAGGCAUUUACGAAUGCCGGGACAAGGAUGGGUCCAUUCUUUCAGAUGUGAAGCUACAAAUUUCUGUCCCAGUAAGUGUUUCCAUAGCGGUGGGAAUGUCUGCCAGUCUGCCUUGCUAUGGGGGCAUUAGUAAACAAGCGCAUGCUGUUGAUCUGGAUAUCCUCUGGAAAAAAGAUGGAAAGAUGGUUUACCAGCUCUAUAACAACACCAUCACCUAUGGGCCCGGGUUCGAGAGCAGAGCUUCAGUUUCCCCAGAACAGGCUCUCCAUGGAAACAUGUCUCUAACCAUCAAACAGACACAGUUUUCAGAUCAAGGUGACUACCAGUGCUCCUACAGCAGUCCAAAAGAGAGAGGGACCCCAGAUUCUGCCAGGCUCCAUGUUACAGACCACCCACCCCAGAUCCUCACAGUGAAGGCUGGUGAAGAGCUCUCGGUACGGCUCCGUACCACAGACCCAGUGAGGGUAACAUUCACAGGCCCUGGUCUGGACAAGGUGCUGAUGGCCGACUCUAACAAAGACCCAGUCACAUAUGGGGAGCACUGUGGUCAGAGAUGUGAGGUUCUGGGCCAGGAAAACACCUUUCUGCUGAGGCGUGUAACACCGGAGGAUGCCGGGGUCUACACAGUGACUGAUUCUGAGACCAACAGGACCAUCAGCAUCGUCUUUCUACAAAUCUCAGGAAAGACUACAGGAGCAGUGUAUUUGAUCGUGUUGGCAGUGUUCUUUGGUUGUUUGGGCUCCAUUGGCCUUGCAGUCUGGAUGUACUGCAAAAACAGAUGAGAGGCUAACAGACGAAUGGCUGUACAGGGAAUCACAUACCAACCAGCCGCAGUGGAAGACCCUGCAGCAGCAGAACUGCAGCAGCCUGAAGUCCCUGAGCCCUCUCUCUCCCAGCUUGCUGACCCCCAAAACCCUCCUGUCCAAAACGGAUCCUACAGAACCCCAUCUCCCUGUGUCCAAAACGGAUCCCACAGAACCCCAUCUCCCUGUGUCCGAAAUGAAUCCCACAGAACCCCAUCUCCCUGUGUCUGAAACGGGGCCUUCAGACCGGACUGAAGUGCAGGAGAAGAAGAGCAAAGAGGUGCAGGGGUCUUGGCCAUGGUCAAUGAACGACUGAGGCAGAGGGAGAGUGACAGAUGGACGUCCCGUGACGUGGUUGACGAGAAUGGCUGCCAUCCCCGCUUGUAACUUGCUUCAAAACUCGACAAAGAGCCCAAACCUAUUUUAAUUAUUUUGUUAAAAAGUAGAGUGCAAUAAUGCCAAAUAGCACUAGAAACAACGCAAACUCCUCUAAAUCUGGGGGGGAGAAGCCUAGCGAAGUGGCUAAUCUAGCUAACCAGAAGAAGCUAACAUUCCCUCGUGUUGAACCUAACGUUAACAUUGUUGAUGGCCAUGUUGAUAAAGUUGGUUCCUUCCCAAAAGAAGCGGGCGAAGAGCUCGCAAAACUUAAUUCUAAUUCUAAUUCUAGAAAAGUCUGAGGCCCACGACAACAAACUAGAGGCUAUUCGGCUGACCACAAGUGCAACAGACGGCAAAUUAGCUGAUAUUGCCAACCGCAUUUCACGGACCAAGCUGAGUGUAUUUCAAGCGUCAUGUUUUGCAGACGCAAUUUAGUUGUGUGUAAUUUUAUUGUGUUUAUUGUGUUACACCCAGUGUAAGUUUUAUUGUUGUGUGUUAUUUAGUUUAUUUUUGUGUGGUGAUGUUAUGUAUUAGGUCAGUAUGGGUUCAGCAGAAUUUGCAUGAUAUCAUGUUAUGGCAAUUAGCAGUACAACUAGCUUAAAGUUAAUGAGCUGGAAUGUCAGAGGCCUCCAAGGUGUGGUUAAGAAGAAGAGAAUAUCAACUUUCAUUAAAUCCAAAAAGUGUGACAUAGUAUUUAUGCAGGAGACCCACCUGUUAGUAAAUGAAUCCCAGAAGCUUUGCAAGGAUUGGGUGGGCUUUGUGGGGGCGGCUUGUAGUAGUAGCAGGAGCAGAGGGGUUGCAAUAUUAGUAAAUAAGUAGGGCUGUCAAAAUAACGCGUUAAUUUCGAUUAAUUAAUUAUAGAGUAAAUAACGCGUUAAAAAAAUUAACGCAAUUAAUGAUGCGCUGUGAUGCCCUUGACCCCGUACGUCACUGGCCAGGAGCUUUGCAAACAAGAUGGAGGCUGAUGAGAACACGUUGCUUGGCGUAUUGAAUGGGGAAUAUACAUUCAAAAAACGGCCGGAUGGAACUGUUGACAGGAGUACGGUUCUGUGCAAUUUGUGCAGCAAGGAAUUUGCGUACCAUCGGAGUAACUCGAGCCUAAAAUAUCACCUCAACGCAAAACACAUAGCAGUGAGCUCGGUGGUCCGCUCAGCGACUGAUGCUAGCGUUAGCAACCAGGCUCGUCAAGCCACACUGGAGGAGGCGUUCAGACGCCACCUGAGCAAGUCUAGUAGUGACCGAUUGACCAACUCACUCGCAAAAUGGGUUGCAAUGGACUGCAGGCCAGUUUCGGUGGUCGAGGACAGGGGGUUAAGGGAGGCGUUGCAGAUUGCGUCCACCGACACAACUUACAAGCCGCCAUCGAGAGGCACAAUUGUGUCAAAAAUCCAUCAGCUAUACGACGCCGAGAAGACUACUAAAGCUGGUGUGUUGGCGAAGGCUGAAUAUAUUGCCCUGACAGGGGAUCAUUGGACCUCGGUGAGCAAUCAGAAUUACCUCGGCAUGACUGCACACAUUAGUGACAGUAAGUGGAAGCUUCAGUCAUUUGCUUUAACCAUGUGACCGAGACGGUCACCAGGCACACUGCGGAUGCCUGCGCCGAACAGUUUCUGUCUGUGGCAGACGACUGGAAAGUUCAAUAUAGUUCAUAGUUCAAAUGAAUUUGCUCACCCAGAAUUGGUGGGAUACAAAACGGUUGUCUUCUUCCACUAUGUAUUCCCCCUUGAUAUUGUUGUUGUUUUUUUUGUAAGAUAUUUUUUAGGCCUUUUUCAGCUUUUUUGGACAGUAUAGUAUAGAGAGACAGGGAGAAUGGGAGCGAAAGACAUGCGACAAAUGUCAGACGGUCUGAGUUGAACCGCCGAUGUCGCGGCUCACAAUGAGCAUGCUCUACAGGCUGCAAUCUGCAGGCUGCGCCACCGAGACACCCCUGAGUUUGUGUUCUAAAUUGUUUUCAAGUUCAAGUUUCAUUUCAACUGUGUGAGUUAAUUAUUUCAUUAUUAAUUGCUUAUCAUAUUAUUAAUUGCUUAUCCUUUACUAAUUGCUUAUACUAUUAUUGGUUGCUUAUGCUGGAGUGAUCCAGAGCAUACACACUUAUGAAAGUAUCAUAACUUGCUUUGUAUUAAUGGAAACUAUUUUCUGUGAACUGUGUGGGUUGAGAUGUCUCUCUUCCUUCUCUGCCCUGCGGGCUCUGAAGGCCACAAGGCACUGCGAGGCCUAGAGACAACAUGGUAAAGAAGGGAUUUAUUUUUUCAUGUUGUUUUUAAGCCCUGUGUAUUUUAUUAUAGUUUAAGGGUUAUUUUUACUUUGACUUAUUAAAAAUGAGUAAUAUUUGUACAUUCCAAAAUUAGUCAUAUUUGUACCAUUGCUGUUGAACUGUGUUCUCUGGUCCUUUUUGGACAGUGACAUGUAUCAGCACCUCUGGAUCAACAGCAUUGUGUGAUGAAUUGUGGCAGAUUUAUUAUGUCUGGCAUUCCUCUUUACCUUGCCAUGAAAAUAAUGUGAAUGUAUUUGUACUGUUAAUUGUUCGACAUGGUGCCUUCAUAUUUCUCUGAAGGGGUCUGACAUUUUUCAGGAAUUUUCUUUUUUUUUUUAAUGGGCUGAUUUUUAAAUGUGAAACAUUUAGUUCAAACAUUUGUAGUUCAAAUGAAUUUGCUCACCCAGAAUUGGUGGGAUACAAAAAAGUUGUCUACGUGUUUACUUGCACUAUGUAUUCCCCCUUGAUAUUGUAGUUUUUUGCCUGUUGUAUUGUUGUACUCAGGGUAUUCUAGCUGCCAACUGUGGCAUGCUAGUUUGGAAGUUGAUUGUAUUCUUCAAGGGUUCUGAUUAUCUGUAUGUUUACACUAGGACUAGGAACUGUACUGUCCUCUCAGGUCCUCUUCGCACUUGUACUUGUGUUUGAUCUGCACUUCGUUGUACAUCGCUGUGGAUCAGGGUGUGCUAAAUGCAGUGUAAUGUAAUGAGGUGCCUGGAUUGGAUCACGCCUGUGUGGCCUCCAUGAUGUGAAGUGGAACUUUGUUUCAGAUAAACAUGUACAAACUUACUGA